Messenger RNA from Astyanax mexicanus (Mexican tetra), 4900 nucleotides. It is a transcript of the gene trim46b, whose product is annotated as tripartite motif containing 46b. Gene Ontology annotation, molecular function: protein binding; zinc ion binding. Lineage: Eukaryota; Metazoa; Chordata; Actinopteri; Characiformes; Acestrorhamphidae. The transcript is spliced from 12 exons. The record is from RefSeq and is a predicted model, not a curated record. Bases 296 to 2611 code for a protein of 771 amino acids.
CUUUAAUUGUUUUUUUUUUUCAGCACGGAUGCAAACAUGAAUCGCUCCCACCAGUAAGUCCAGCUGUGAAUCGGUUCGUUUAAAAGAACCGGUUCAGAAGAUCUAUUCACUCUCGAGUCACCGGCGUGAGUGGAUCAUCCUGCUAUACUGCUGCUGCUGCAUUUGUCUGGGUUCACUACAGCAGCAUUGAUGUGGAGCACUAAUACAGAGUACAGAGCGCUUCAGUCAGCUCCCGGCAUGGCGCUAUGAAUCGUGCGGUCCUGUAGCCACAGAGAAGCGGACUGAUUAUCCAGCCAUGGACGUCCUGGCUCGUUUAAGCUCUAAUAUGAAGAGCAUGGAGCGGGAGCUUCAGUGUCCGGUGUGUAAGGACAUAGUGAAGCAGCCUGUGGUGCUGCCCUGUCUGCACAGCGUAUGUCUGCUAUGUGCCUCGGAGGUGCUGGUGCAGAGCGGCUACCCCCAGCCCGAGCUGCCGCCGGAGCCCAACUCACCUGCCUCAACCCCCAACACCCGCUCUCCACGCCAGGCCCGCAGGCCCAUGCCCAAAGCUGACCGCGCACUCCGGCCAGGAUUUGGGACAUACCCCGGUCGCAGGCGGAAAGAGGGCCAUACCCAGCUUAUGCUCUUCCCCUGCGUUCCCUGUGGCAGAGAUGUGGAACUGGGUGAGAGAGGGCUGGUGGACUGCAUGAGGAACCUUACUCUGGAGCGCAUUGUGGAGCGGUACAGGCACACAGUGAAUCUGGGCAGUGUGGCAGUGAUGUGUCAAUUUUGUAAGCCCCCGCAGACUCUGGAGGCCACUAAGGGAUGUGCAGACUGCAGGGCAAGCUUCUGCAAUGAGUGCUUUAAGCUCUACCACCCCUGGGGCACCCCACGCGCCCAACAUGAGCACGUUCUGCCCACCCUCAACUUCAGGCCCAAGGUGUUGACAUGUCCGGAACAUGAUCAGGAAAAGCUACAGUUCUACUGUAAGUCAUGCCAAAGGCUCCUCUGCUCCCUCUGUAAGCUCCGUCGAGUUCACGGAGGUCACAAGAUUGUGCCGGUCACCCAAGCGUAUCAGACACUCAAGGACAAGAUCACCAAGGAGCUCGGCUACAUCCUGUCUAACCAGGGCACAGUGCUAACUCAAAUCACACAGCUGGAGAACGCCAUCACCCAGACUGAGGUGAACAGUGUAGCAGCCCGUGAGCAGCUCUCUCAGUGUGUUCGGGAGCUGAUGGCACUUCUCUCCGAACGGCAAGCCAUGCUGGCCCAGGGCUUGGAGAGUUCACGCCAGAAACGCAGUGAGGCCUUAGCCAAUCAGGUGGCUGAGAGGCGGAGCUUGUUGGAGCAUGCAGGCCUAAUGGCUUUUACCCAGGAGCUGCUGAAAGAGACAGAUUCAGCCUGCUUUGUACAUGCAGCCAGGCAGACACACAAUAGGUUGGCCCAAUCCAUCGAGUCCCUGCAGAGUUUUUCUCUCUCCGCUGAUCCAUCAUUCCGGCACUUCCAGCUGGAUGUUUCCAGAGAGCUUAAACUCCUCACUGACUUAAACUUCAUUCAGGCCCCUCUAGCUCCUGUGAUUGAUACUCAGCGCACCUUGGCCUACGAUCAGCUCUUCCUGUGCUGGCGGCUUCCUCCGGACUCCUCCCCCGCCUGGCACUUCUCUGUGGAGUACCGUCGCCGCGGUGUGGUACCAGGGGGCGGAGCAAGAGGUGGCAUGCGCGGGGGAUUGUCCGGUGCCCGCUGGGGUUGGCAGCGUUUGGAAGAGGUGAGCGGGACCAGUGCAGUUAUCGACAGGCUGGAGAUGGACAGCGUGUACGUGCUGAGAGUGAGGGGCUGUAACAAAGCCGGCUUUGGAGAGUACAGUGAAGAAGUCUACCUCCACACCCCACCGGCUCCAGUACUGAAUUUCUAUCUGGACUCGCGCUGGGGUCUGCACGCUGACAGGCUGGUGGUGAGUAAAGAGCAGCGCUGCGCCCGCAGUGUGCCAGGUCUCUCUCUCCUGCAGGCUGCUGACCGCGCCCUCACUUCCUGUCACCUAACUGCUGACCUGCUGGUGGGUGACGUAGCUGUCACACAGGGGCGCCACUACUGGGCGUGCUCAGUGGAGCCCGGGUCCUACCUUGUCAAGGUUGGAGUUGGCCUGGAGUCAAAACUUCAGGAAUGGUUCCAUCUGCCUCAAGAUAUGGCCAGCCCACGGUAUGAUCCAGACAGUGGCCAUGACAGUGGAGCGGAGGAUUCCUCAGACUCUCCACCCUCCUUCACUUUCCUCACCAUGGGCAUGGGCAAAAUCUACCUGCCCUCCUCUGCCAACUCCCACCAUGGAACAGCCAACUAUCGAGAUGGCGGCAUCGCCAAUGGCAACGGCCCCUCCUCGCCAACCGGCGUUACCUAUCCUCUUCCUCCCAGACUGGGGGUGUGUCUCGAUGUUGAGAAGGGGCGUGUCACCUUUUAUGAUGCACACUCUCUCCGCCCACUCUGGGAGGGGCCUGUGGACUGCUCCGCCCCUGUCUGUCCAGCUUUCUGCUUCAUUGGAGGAGGGGCUCUGCAGCUGCAGGAGCUGGUGGCAAACCGCAAUGCAGACCAGACCCCCGUCAGAAGAGUUACCAUCCAAUCACGAGUCACUAAACUAAACUGAACUAAACAGAGGUAACUGUAUUAGAUCGCUAAGCUAAUCCAGAAAAAAAAAAACAUAUAGCCUGAGGUGUACAGUCCUGUUAUCUCAGUGAAUUUGGUUUUUAUAUUUGAUUUUUUUAAAGAACACUUGUUUUUUAUCGCACCAAGUAUGCACCUCAGAUUAACUUUGUUAGUAUUAUUAUUAUUAUUAUUAAUUGUUUUGGUUUUACACUAUUUAUGUAUAUUGAUAGGGCUUUAUUGCUUUUAAGUGACUGAAUUUCUGUAAACAAGUCACAAAACCGAAAAAAAAAAAUCAAGUGAUGUGGCUUAAUAUAGAAAGAUGAUUAUAUGCAAGACCAUAUAGUAUCCCCACCUCAAGUGGAAUAUGUUGCCAUUAUUCUCAUUUUGUUUUGUUGUUGUUCACCUCCAGGUUUUUGAUACUGGUUUCUCUCACUGGGGCAAAUUCUGCUUCUGCCUUUCCCAUCAUUAUAAAAGUUGUAAUCCUGACUGUUAGAUUUACCUUCAUGAUACUAGUAAGAACCAAAGUAUAAUGUGAAUUCUGUUCUGGUUAUUUCAGUCCCAUUACAAAUUGCUUUUUAGUACUCUGAUCUUCAAACAUCCUCACGAAUGUGAGAUAGACAUGCUGAUUUAUUUAUACUGAGUACCAGUGAAAACAUUGGACACACCUUAAAUUAAGAGUUUUUUCAUUAUUUUAAAACAUUUCUGCAUUCUAGAUUAAUACUAAAGUCAUCCAAACUAUGAAGAAAUCAUAUGGAAUUAUUUAAUAAACAAAAAAGUGUUAAACAAACCAGAAUAUGAUUUAUAUUUUAGAUUCUUCAAACCUGCUGCACAUGCUCACCUGGAAUGGCAUUUAGUUAACUUUUAGUUGUGGAACUACUAAAAAGACAAUUGCCAAGCCGUCACUGACUGAUCACUGACGAGUCGCAGAUGCCCGGCAGAUAUUUGGCAUGCUAAAUAUCUGACCCAGUCAGUGACUGGGAGUUAUGAGCAGCGGCUGAUUUACCAGAGCUGUUUAUGGAGAGUCUGACCACUUUCUCUCUCCCUGUUAUGUCACUGUUAAACAUUAGAGGGAGCCUGUAGGCUAGUCCUCUAUUAAUGGGGGUGAAGGGAGAUAAAAGCUAAAAACGUAAAGUAAAAAUAUUAAAGAAUUACUUGUUCUGAGUAUUCCUUUUCUACAGUAAGUACAGUAAUAUAUUUUACUAACAAAAAAAGCAAAGGAAGCAUGCCUGUAUAUUUACAUUUUUCUACAGUGAACAAGUUUUACACAGUAAAGACACGGCAUCUCUGCUACUGUGAGCUGAUUGUUUGAUAAUCUGAUGCUGAAGUUACAGACAGAGCCCUAAGUUUAAGAGAUUUAUAAUUGGAGUGUAAAACCUUACAACAUUAUGCUUCAAGUACUGAAAUAUUGGAUAUAGAUCUGUGUUGAGGACAUAAGUACAUAUUUUAGUAUAAAAUUAGUCUGCAAUUUACCACUUUAAAAAAAUUGUAACCCAGUGUUAUUGAUCAGUCGUGAAGUGUGAAAGUCUCAACAACUGAAGGAUGAUUACAGCACACAGUCAUGUAUUGUGAACACCACAAUGACUGAUGAUUUAAAAUUGUGUAAUGUGAAUCUGUCAUUUUGUGUUCCUUCAUAGUCUGGAUGAUUUAGUAUUAAUUUACAAUGUCGGACAAGCAAAAAAAUUAAAACAGUGAGAUAAAAGAAGGUGUGUCCAAACAUUUUGACUGGUACUGCAUAUAUUCCAUGCCAGCUUUCUCAUACGGGUGGGUACAUAUAUAUGUAUAUAUACGUGUGGAAUUUGGGAUUUAUGUAAAUACUAAGUGGACAUUAGGAACUGUAUUUCUGUAGCAGUUCACUGAGACACACCAGCUUACCUUAAUUUGCAUUGCCAUGUAGAAUGCCUUCAUUGUUUGCAAUCGAAAGAAUAGAGCGAUUUGCAGGAUGAAAACAUUAAUCUAACACUUGAACCUAAUAUUAUUAAUGACGUAAAAAAGCAAUGGAAUGGAAUGAGAGUGUGCUAACCCCUCCUACACAGGUGAUUAAGGAAAGGGACACUAUGUGUGUGUGUGUUUGUGUGUGUGUGUGUACACUCGCUCUCUUAUGCAAAAUCCUAGUAAAGCUUGUAGAGGGUGUUUUUAAGGGGCUGGCUGUGGGCUUGAUUUUUGGUUGUGGCGAUAAGCUGUGCUUCCUUCGAAUGGCUAACGUUUUUGAAAUGAAGAUAAUGUAGACAUCACCUGCUGGCAGAAUAUUUAUUCAAUCUCAACAAAGACGAAAAUUGCAACGUGAAUAAAA